AUGGAUGCAAACGGGCUCUCAGAUCCUUUCGUUGUGUGCCAACUUUUGCCUGCCACGGGCAAGCGCUUCAGAACGCGGACGAUUCCACAAAAUCUUAACCCUAUCUGGAACGAAACGUUUGUUUUCACAGACUUUGACAACAGGAAACAUGAUAAAAGGGUUCUGAGAUUUGCUGUGUUAGAUGAGGACAAAUUUGGUGCUGAUUGGCUCGGGGAAUAUCGUUUGGGACUUGGCGAUCUUCUGCCAGAUCGUUUAUCUGAAUUUGCCGUCCCACUAAACCCCCGAAAACCGCUUCCGAAAGAAAUUGAUGACUUGGCAAAUCCGACACGAGGAAGAAUACAGAUAGCUCUCCGGUACAUCGAAGAGAGCAAACAACUCUGUGUGGAGGUGAUUCGCUGUGCGGAUUUAGCCCGAAUGGACCAUAUUGGUUCAUCAGACCCAUUCGUUAAACUGUAUCUAAGACCGGACAAAUUACGAAAAACCAAACAAAAGACCAAAGUAAAGAAAUCUACCGUCUUCCCAGAGUUUAAUGAGGUCUUCUACUAUGUGAUGGACGCCGCCGAUGUGGACAAGCGCACGCUAGAGAUAACCGUCUGGGACUACGAUCGGGGAACAACUAACGACUUCAUCGGAGGCGUGAUAUUGGGCGCCAAAGGGAAGGCGGAACGAAGGGAAGUCUGGCAGGCUGUUUUUCGUCCCCCCUAUCGACGUUUUGAGGCCUGGUUUCAGCUGGCGUCCAGAAGUGAACCCGAGGGAGAAUCCAACCAAUUGACACGUGUGCCUACCCCUGGCAUCACAGACUAA
Molecule: messenger RNA, 804 nt
Organism: Dibothriocephalus latus
Lineage: Eukaryota; Metazoa; Platyhelminthes; Cestoda; Diphyllobothriidea; Diphyllobothriidae
Source: the annotation of a GenBank genome assembly